Molecule: messenger RNA, 1190 nt
Organism: Parathielavia appendiculata
Lineage: Eukaryota; Fungi; Ascomycota; Sordariomycetes; Sordariales; Chaetomiaceae
Product: SCO1 protein
Exons: 3
Coding region: 9-878 (289 amino acids)
Biological process (GO): intracellular copper ion homeostasis; mitochondrial respiratory chain complex IV assembly
Cellular component (GO): mitochondrial inner membrane
Molecular function (GO): copper ion binding; copper chaperone activity
Source: RefSeq, a predicted model, not a curated record
UUGACGAAAUGCCACCACCAGCGGCGACAGCCCGCACCGUUAUCAAGGCGAUGCCGAGGGCGGCGCCAGCAACGACACAAUGUACCCGACUCCUGUCGACGGCUAGCACCCCUCCAGCCAAGCGACCGACGGCCCCGAGCCCUGCGAGACUCCAGUCCCAGCCCUACCAGCCAUUGGUGCAGCGGAGGUUUAAGUACAACACUGUCGAGGAGGCAAAGAGUCGCUACAGAUCAGGGCCCUUUUCUUGGAAGGCUGGUCUCCUCUUUGUGCUCACCGGCGCCGGCCUCGUGUGGUAUUUCGAGAACGAAAAGACCAGGAUGCAGCGAAAGAGGAUAGCGGAGUCGACUAAGGGCGUAGGCAGGCCCAAGGUGGGCGGGCCGUUUGAGCUCAUGGACCAAAAUGGGACCAAGGUGACGGAGCGGGACCUCAAGGGGCGGUACUCCCUGGUUUACUUCGGCUUCACUCACUGCCCCGAUAUUUGCCCCGAGGAGCUGGACAAGAUGGCAAGGAUGUUCGACCUGGUCGAGGAGCAGCGCCCCGGUGCAAUGACACCAGUCUUUGUGACGUGCGACCCUGCCCGCGACGGCCCCAAGGAGCUGAAGGAGUACCUCGUCGAAUUCCACCCCAAGUUUGUCGGCCUGACGGGCACAUAUGACCAGAUCAAGGCCAUGUGCAAGGCUUACCGCGUCUACUUCAGCACGCCGACCGAGGUGAAGCCGGGGCAGGACUAUCUGGUAGACCACAGCAUCUACUUCUAUCUAAUGGAUCCUGAGGGGGAUUUUGUUGAGGCACUGGGCCGGCAGCACUCACCUGACCAAGGAGCCAAGAUCAUCCUGGACCACAUGAAGGACUGGAGGGGAAAGUUGAAGACGAGCUGACAUAAAAGAUAGGCGAGCUGUAUCACAAAUGUACCAUAUCUCCGCUUGUUGUUGCUGUAUAGGUGGCCAUGGUGGACCUUCGCAUCGCUCACGGACCUUGCCUUUAUCCUGUUUGGCAUCCAGGGGCCGAGACGCAUGGAGUUCCGACCCCUCGGGUCGCUUAUAGUGCUGGAAGUUAGCGAGGUACCUCCUUCUACCCUCGUAUGGUGUGUAUGGCGUGGCCUGAUGCCAGCAAAGGGUUACGAAGCAAACCUAUGCAAUGGGAUUAACGAGGCAGAACAUCAGGUGAGGACACAGUGCUUCAAAUCAGCC